Messenger RNA from Capsicum annuum, 1450 nucleotides. Its product is annotated as S-adenosylmethionine decarboxylase proenzyme. The transcript has a single exon. The coding region runs from base 121 to 1203 and encodes 360 amino acids. Gene Ontology annotation, cellular component: cytosol. Gene Ontology annotation, biological process: spermine biosynthetic process; spermidine biosynthetic process. The record is from RefSeq and is a predicted model, not a curated record. Lineage: Eukaryota; Viridiplantae; Streptophyta; Magnoliopsida; Solanales; Solanaceae. Gene Ontology annotation, molecular function: adenosylmethionine decarboxylase activity.
UUCUUUCGUUGUCAAGCCCUCACUCCUUUUCUUCCUUCCUUUACUUCUUUCCUGCUUUUGCGCUCAUUGCUCUCAACAUUUCUGCUUUAACUUUCUUUGCUGCUGUGAACAUCUUUCAUAAUGGAAAUGGACUUGCCAGUUUCUGCCAUUGGUUUUGAAGGUUUUGAAAAGAGGCUCGAAAUUUCUUUUGCCGAGCCUGGUUUGUUUGCUGAUCCUAACGGAAAAGGACUUCGAUCUCUCUCGAAGGCACAAUUGGAUGAAAUUCUCGGACCUGCUGAGUGCACAAUUGUUGAUAACCUAUCAAAUGCUGAUGUUGACUCCUAUGUCCUCUCCGAGUCGAGCCUCUUUGUUUAUUCUUACAAGAUAAUCAUCAAAACAUGUGGCACCACAAAGUUGCUUCUCGCAAUUCCGCCCAUUCUAAGGUUGGCUGAGACCUUGUCUCUCAAAGUUCAAGACGUGAGGUAUACCCGUGGGAGCUUCAUUUUCCCUGGUGCUCAAUCGUUUCCUCACCGUCACUUUUCUGAAGAAGUUGCUGUCCUCGAUGGCUAUUUUGGGAAGCUUGCUGCCGGUAGCAAGGCUGUGAUUAUGGGCAAUCCUGACAAAACACAGAAAUGGCAUGUUUACUCUGCCUCAGCUGGGCCUGUUCAGUCCAAUGUCCCUGUUUACACUCUCGAGAUGUGCAUGACUGGUUUGGACAGGGAGAAGGCAUCUGUCUUUUACAAGACUGAAGGAAGCUCGGCUGCUCACAUGACUGUUAAAUCUGGCAUAAGGAAGAUCCUCCCCAACUCUCAGAUAUGCGAUUUUGAGUUUGAACCCUGUGGUUAUUCCAUGAAUUCUAUUGAAGGAGCUGCUGUUUCAACCAUUCACAUUACCCCAGAAGAUGGCUUUAGCUAUGCUAGCUUUGAAUCAGUUGGAUAUGAUCCUAAAACCGUGGAGUUGGGUCCCCUGGUUGAGAGAGUGCUAGCAUGUUUCGAGCCAGCUGAGUUCUCUAUUGCUUUGCAUGCUGAUGUUGCUACCAAGUUACUGGAGCGUGUUUGCUCUGUUGAUGUUAAGGGCUACUCUCUUGCUGAGUGGAGUCCAGAAGAAUUUGGCAAGGGCGGUUCCAUUGUCUACCAGAAGUUCACUAGGACUCCUUACUGUGGAUCUCCCAAGUCCGUUCUGAAGGGCUGCUGGAAAGAAGAAUCGAAAGAGGAAAAGGAGUAGUGUUGUCUUGAGGGUCGUUUUGUUGUUCUUGUUUUAGCGUCUGUUGUUUGCUUAUGUUUUCCCUGUUUUUCCGAAUAAAGGACUUAUAUGUCCAAACUCAAGUGUCUGUCGGAUUUGUACCGAUUGUGUGCAAAUUCUGAACUAGUUUAGUCUUUUGGUGUUUCACCAGAAGCCUUGUGUGUCUGCAUUUUGAAUUGUUUCCUGUUGGUUGUCUCUUCAGUUGUCUAAUAAAAGUUUGUUGUGUGUA